Messenger RNA from Elephantulus edwardii (Cape elephant shrew), 402 nucleotides. It is a transcript of the gene RNASE9, whose product is annotated as ribonuclease, RNase A family, 9 (non-active). Gene Ontology annotation, molecular function: nucleic acid binding. The record is from RefSeq and is a predicted model, not a curated record. Lineage: Eukaryota; Metazoa; Chordata; Mammalia; Macroscelidea; Macroscelididae.
AUGACCAGAUUCACUUCAGAAGACCUACUAGAUUAUUUUGAUAUGCUUUUAAGAAAAUGGGCUAACUUGGAUCCUGCCGAAGAUAAUUCCAGGCAGAAGAUGACUGUCACAACUGAAAGAUCUGAUUCUUCUCUCUGUGAUUUUGAGGUUGUAAGGAAAAACGUUCAUGAUAAGCAUAGUGUGGAAGAACACUACUUCAUACGAGAAAACUAUGAAGAUGUAAGAAAGAUCUGUUAUGGCCCAAUUGUGGAAUGUAAGAAUGGUACCAGAAUAUGUAGCAAGAGCAGUGAAGAGAUGAGGGGACUAUAUUGUAAAUUAAUACGGGAAGCUAAAUUUCCAGAAUGUUCAUAUGAAUCAAUUUAUAUAAAAGGAUUUCCCCUUAUCACUUAUAAAUAUGGAUAA